Messenger RNA from Pectinophora gossypiella (pink bollworm), 5296 nucleotides. RefSeq names its product FH1/FH2 domain-containing protein 3-like. Gene Ontology annotation, cellular component: cytoplasm; cytoskeleton. The transcript is spliced from 17 exons. Gene Ontology annotation, biological process: cortical actin cytoskeleton organization; actin filament network formation. The coding region runs from base 1 to 3621 and encodes 1206 amino acids. Gene Ontology annotation, molecular function: actin filament binding. NCBI's taxonomy places the organism in Eukaryota, Metazoa, Arthropoda, Insecta, Lepidoptera, Gelechiidae. The record is from RefSeq and is a predicted model, not a curated record.
AUGGAAAUCGGCGAGCUUGACUUGGAUUCGCGUUCAGUUGAUGAAGAUACCGCGUUGCGCCAGCCGCUGCUCAGGCAAACAUCUUGCGACUCUGGCAUCGCCGACUCCUUACACGAAGAGUUCCACUUACCUCUCGACUCUUUACGAGAAUGCGAAGACAUGUCUGAGGACGAGCAAUUUGUAGACUCCGACGAUGACAAUCGCAAGAAUGCCCUCGUUCUACGCACUCAACUAUCGGUCAGGGUGCAUGCUAUUAUCGAGAGGCUGCUACACUCCCAAGGGCGGGAGCUCCGCAAGGCCCUCUUCACCCUCAAGCAAGUUCUCCAGUCUGACAAGGAUCUGGUGCACGAAUUCGUGGCUAAUAAGGGCCUCGACUGCCUCAUGCAAGUCAGCAGCAUGGCGGACCACAACUUCUUGGACUAUAUUCUAAGAGCCCUUGGCCAGAUCCUUCUGUACGUGGACGGCAUGCACGGGGUGAUGGCACACAAGCGCUGUGUCCAGUGGCUAUAUUCACUCAUCUCCAGCAAAUUCCGGCAUGUAGUCAAAACUGCACUUAAGCUGCUUCUGGUGUUUGUCGAGUAUACUGAACAGAACUGUUUGCUCCUCAUCGACGCCAUCCACGCAGCAGAUAGCUCUAACGGCAGGCAACCCUGGUACAACGUUAUGAAAAUCCUUCAAGACUUCGACGCUUCAGACACAGAGCUGCUUAUAUAUGCCACUACUCUCAUAAAUAGAUGCCUCAACAAUGUUCCCGAUAGAAACACAUAUUAUGAUCAAGUGGAUGCAUUGCAGGAUCAGGGCAUGGACGAUAUAAUAAUACAGUUAUAUAUGUCCAAACAAGGCACAGAUUUAGAUUUGUUGAGACAACUACAAAUAUUUGAAGCUGUACUUCUCUACGAGGAUGGUGACGAAAGCGGAACAGCAUUAAAACAAUUAGACGAAUCAGUUAUAAAUUCUGUACGAAGAAGAAGUCUCAGCUUGAAUGGCGCAGAAAGGAGGAAAUCUAAAAAACUACAAUCGAAAGAAAAAGCAAAACCGCCACUCAUCACUCAUACGGAACCCGACAUCAAAACCACAAAUCAUCGAGCGACAUUUUUACCGUCAAUCAUAGAUAAUAAAGAAAACAAGGAACUGAAUACAGCUUUAAGGAGAAGAAGAGAUAGGUUCGCGAGACAGGCCCAUCAUAUCAUACAGCAACAAGAACUUCUAAAUAACUCACAUAACAUUUACAACGGACUUUUCAACAAUUACAAUAGCAACCAUGUUAACACUAAUGGAAACUAUACCAAUGGAACUUAUACCAACAAUAACGGACAUUAUCAAAGUUUAAAUGGCAACGCAAACGGUACUGAAAACUACAAUAAUGCUACGAAUGGACAACAUGAUGAAGACGCCACAUAUAACAGGACAAAGACUCAUAACUUAGGAGACAUCCUGAAAAAUGGUAACCAAAGAUACACAUCUGGUCUAAAGCAGAGAAUCCAAAAUGGUACACUUGGCAGCGUGACAGCAGUGGAUACUCUGACGGUAAUGAGACAAAAACAAAUCGACUCCCCCGAGGUUAAAGAUGACCGAGGAAUUCUUUUAAAUAGGGAGCAUAGUAUCAAAGAUCUGGCCCAAAGACUAACCAGCCCCGUGAGCCCCACAACGGAAGAAAAACCACUAAGAGUGUCUGAUAUGGCCGGUAUUGUAUCAAAAGCCAAAGAAGAAUUAGCAAAGUCUCAGUCUAAGGAAGUCAUAAAAAGUCCUACUAUAGAAAUCGCCCCCAAAGUGCAUGAAAUAAAAGUAUCAGAAAAUGAUUUGCACUGGGAAGAGUUGAAAAAAGGUUGUCUGAACAGGGAGUUCCAUUUGUGUGACUUGGAUUUCUCUGACUUACGACUGGACUCGGAUGACGACGUAGAUUCUCCAGCGGCGAAUGCACCUGGUGUGCCACCGCCACCGCCUCCAGGAAUGUUCCCUCUACUCGGCAUGCCUCCUCCGUUACCGGGCUCAUUCCCACCACCACCUGCGCCAUUUCCUCCACUUCUUAAAUGCAAUGUUCCUGCUCCGCCACCUAAACCACCUUUAUCAUCCGAAAUGUGCAAUGAUUCGGAUAGUUCCACGAUAAAAAAGAACAAGAAGACAGUAAAACUGUUUUGGCGUGAGAUCCACGAAAACCCAAUGCCAUUCACCGUCAGAUCCAAAGUUGGUGGGUUAAUCUGGGAUGAUCUACCAGAAGUCCCAUUGGAUACUAAUAUGUUAGAACAUCUAUUUGAAUCGAAAACCAAUGACUUAGUAAUCAAGGAGAAACUUAUGGAACCAAAAAGAAAUUUAAUAUUGGACGCUAAACGUUCCAACGCUAUCAACAUCGCCAUGAAAAAACUACCGACACCUCAAACUAUCAAGGCUGCUAUCAUGAAAAUGGACGCGACUGUAGUAGGCAGAGAAGGCAUUGAGAAACUUCUUACCAUGCUUCCAACUGAGGAAGAAAAAGUUAAAAUCCAGGAAGCUCAGUACGCCAAUCCAGAUCUACCACUCGGUAGCGCAGAACAGUUCCUAUUAACCCUAGCCUCCAUAAAUGAGCUGUCUUCAAGACUUAAACUAUGGGUCUUUAAAUUGGACUUUGACAAUUUAGAGAAAGAAAUAGCAGAGCCACUUAUGGAUUUAAAACAAGGGAUAGAAUUGUUGAAGAUGAACAAAACGUUCAAAGUAAUAUUGUCUACCUUAAGAUCGGUGGGCAGUUUCCUGAACGGAAGCCAGGUGAAAGGAUUCCGCCUUGAAUACCUAUCCAAAGUCAUGGAAGUGAAGGACACGGUACACAAACAUCCACUUCUGUACCACAUCUGCGAAAUGAUCAUAGAAAAAUUUCCAGAUAGCACGGACUUCUUCAGUGAGGUUGGCCCGGUAAUUCGAGCAUCGAAGGUGGAUUUUGACAUCCUCAGCACCAAUCUACGCAAGCUAGAGACAGAACGCAAAGCUUCGUGGGAUCACAUGAAACGCGUCGCCAAACACGAUAGCUCACAAAUCAUCAAAACCAAAAUUAAUGAAUUCCUUACAGAUGCUGCCGAAAGAAUAAUUCUUCUAUCCGUCAUUCAAAAGAGAGUGAUGAGCAGAUACAGCAAGUUCUUACUGUACUUGGGAGUACCCCUGGGAGACCUUACCAAAACGAAGCCUUCAGAGUUCUUAAAGGUGAUUGCGGAGUUUGCGCUCGAGUACCGUACCACGCGAGAGAGAGUACUACAACAGCUGGAGAAAAGAGCUAACCACAGGGAGAGGAACAAAACAAGGGGAAAAAUGAUUAUUGACGUUGGUAAUUACAACGCUAAGAACGGUGACCACACCGCUGACAGUGCACUGAAGGAACUGCUAAAGACUGACCCUGACACCGAUAGUCUCACUGAAAACCGAAGGAAGUCUCAAGCAACUAACAGAAGAAUACUUGUAAACGGUGAUAUGGCGGACGAUGAAAUAAUCGAGAGCCUCGUGCGAUCAGCGACGUCAAAGCGGAGGCCGGUGCCGCGUGAUCGUAGAAGGAAUCGAAUCUCGGAUAAGAAAAACUUGAACAGAACCCUGGAUGGAACUCAGUCAUGGCCCGGACGAGAAAGUAGCCCAGGGUCACAUCAAAACAUACAACUUAGGUAGAAUUAUGAUAUUUUAACAUGUAAAGGCAGUCACCGGGAGUAUUCGCGUAUCAAUGACAGUAGGUGUUCUAUUAGCUCACGGAGCUUGACAGAGCGUAGACGACAUGUCGACAUGGCAAUUCUCUAGUGACGUGACGUUUUCAAUAUCGAUAUAUUUUUAUUAUGUAUGUAACAAAAUGUGAAUAAAAUAAUACCACGUUUUCAUUUAAGUUAAUAUUUAUUCAUCUGAAUCAUCUAACGUUAAUUUUAUUUCUAAAAUAUUAUUCUUAGUUUUCAAUAAUUUCUUGCUAUAUUUAUAAUUUUGAUUGACCAUAAAUAUUUAGAUUAGAUUUCUUUUAAAUCUAUUGUUUUUCUUUUGUGUUAAUGUUAAUUUCUAAUUCAAUGAAUUAUGUGAGCGAGAUUAUAAUCGAUAAACGCGGUCGAUGCGGACUCGUGCGACACUAAGACUAAGACGCCGCGGGGACUGUGCGGGUGUGCGGGGCGACCCCGCCUCCGCGGCUCACCUCAUGCCCCGAUUGCCAUGUCGACCUGUCGUCAACAGUAGAGACGCUUUUGUAACAAGAGGUCGACUUCACACAGCAGAAUAUGAAUGGCGAUAUGUUUCACCAUCUAUGGUUCAUAUCAUAUGGUUUAUAGUCGUGAGCAUAAAUUUCGCGAAUAUUUAUAAUGAUAGGUAAUUCUGGAAUAGGUAUCAACUGUUAGGUAGAGGUGUCCUUUGUUCGCAUACUAUGUUAUGUCCUGUUAAUGAUGUUCAUAAUUUUUUCUUCAUGAUAAAGUAAUCACUCUUUAUACCGUCGUUAUCUAUUACUAAUAGGCUUCCUUCAUAAUUGUUGUUGUCCCAGGAUUUUUCCUUCAUUGUGCUGUAGUAUCUCGCUUGUUGCUUUAAUGAUUCUAGGACUUUGAGAAGUAUCCCAUAGGUUUUUCAUCCCCUACACUAUUAUAGAAGCUAGGAUUGCAACCACGCGUUCCCGAGAUAUAAUACCUUGACAAACUGAUCGUAUAAUGGUUCCAUUUUCCUUACGGAACCCUAAAUUUUCGAAAAUUAAAAUUAUGAAGAAUGAUUAUUAUGAAAAAAAUAUUAAUAGGAAGAAAUAGUUUAUGCGAGCCAAUGGAUCCGUUAGGCGAAUGCUUUCAGUAAGUGAUCGCCUUAAUUAUAAUAACUGUAUUUUGUUUGAGGUAUGUAAUUUAUUAAUAUUGAAAAUGGAAUCUCAUUCCCUGUGACUAUGUUCCGUAUUGUUGAAUUAAAAGAAUGUAUUGUAUGUGUAAUAAAACUUAGAAUUUAUUGGAUGAAUAACCUGCUGAACCGGUAGUCAUGAAGUUUCAGAAAGAUCUUGUAAAAACUGAAAAGUCGUCGGUAGGUACCUAUAUCGUCCAAUAUUACCUGGUUAUUCAACAAGUAUAAUUAUUAAGUAUCACUCUAAGUAGUAUCAGUGAGGCAGAUGUAAUAUAUUGAUUUUAACUAACUGAGGUAAAAACUAUUGACUGAUUUUUACUUAUCUUAUUGUGGUGUUUUGUGUAUGUAUUAGUAAAUUGCUUCUAGGAUAUGUAGGUACCUAGAAUACCUGCAUGAGUAGGUAGGUACUGAAACAAAAUGAUAAAUGUUGAAAUGUCUCCUCAUAGGUACCUACCUCAACAGACAAUAGUUAGUAAUAUCACUACGCCUGCUUUGUUUGAAA